CAGCAGCAGAGGCCUCUCCAGCCCGAAUCGGUCGGCUGCUGCGCCGCAACCGGCAGCAGCAGCAGCAGCAAGGCGCGGAUCCCCCCGCAGCAGCAGCAGCAGGCGCGCAGCCCCCUGGGCCCCCUGCAGACCCAGACCCAGCAGCAGCAGCAGCAGCAGCAGCAGCAGCAGCAGCAGGCUCGUGGGGCAGCGACAGCAGCAACAUAUCUUCUAUUGUUUCUGCUGCUGCUCCCCCUAGCCUUCCUUCUCUUCCUGCAAUUGGCCUUAUCCGUCGCCCCGCCUUUCCGGGGUUUUAUCAGCUGCUGCAGAUACCGGACCAAGAGUUGUUUGAAGAACUGGUGCGGCUAAAGACCAGCGGCGGCUGGAGAGACUUCGUCGGGGGUUUUUUGCUGCGGAAAGAAAUAAACCCUGAAGACGAAUUGGAGCCAGGGGCGCGGCUGCGGGAAGACGCAGGGAGCAUUUCUUCUGUAGAUGAAAUCCAUAAUGUGGGCUGUUUGCUGCACCUCCUCACUUUGGCCCCACACCCAAUGCAGCGGGGGGGCCAGGCCAUAGUAAUGCCUUAUCGCCGCAUCAAGCUACUGGGCCUUUCUCAGUCACCAGAAGAAGCUGCAGCAGCAGCAGCAGCAGCCGCUGCAGCAGCAGCAGCAGCAGCAGAGCCCACUGCAGCAGCGGCCCCAGCAGCAGCAACGGCUGCUGCUGUCGAGUCAGAGGAAGCAGCAGCAGGCGAGCAGCACACUGAUGCUGCAGCAGCUGCUUCUGAGCAGCAGCAGCAGCAGCAGCAACAGCAGCAGGGAGCUGAGAAGCAGGUAGAGUUGGAUUCACAGGAGCAGCAGCAGCGACAGCAGCAGCAACAGGAGCAGCAACAGCAGCAAAACGAGCAGCAGCAGCAGCAGCAGGGGGUCGAUGAUCUUGCGGGUUCGCAGCUUGGGAGUUUGCUGCCUCUACCCCAUCCCAGCAGCAGCAGCAGCAGCAGCAGCAGCAGCAGCAGCAGCAAAAGUGCUUUGCUUUAUGUCUCUGUGUCAUUUCCCCGCGAGUCUGCCUCUGCGUCUCUAAGCAGCAGCGAGGGUCCUAGCAGCAGCAGCAGCAGCAGCAACAACAACAGCAACAACAUAAUUAGAAUGCUGCAUUUGGAGAUAUUAGCCACCAUGAAGGAGCUGCUUAAAACAUCCUACUUUUACAAAGAACACUUCGAUCAAGUUAUAAGGUUUUACAACAUCGACUACCCCCAGAAGCUGGCGGAUUUGGUGGCUGGGAUUUCUUUCGCCCGACGGGACGAGCUGCAGGCUGUUCUUGCCGAGGAGGAUAUUGAAAAGCGGCUGAUGCUCGUUCUACAGAUUGCAAAGAAGGACUUGGAAUUUGCCAAGCUACAAGUCCACGUGAAGGCGCAAGUUGAAGACAAAGUGAUGAGAGUGCAGCGGAAGUUUUUGCUGCAUGAGCAGCUGAAGUUAAUUAAAAAAGAAUUAGGGUUUAAUAAAGAAGACAAAGAAUCAAUCGUCGACCAAUUCCGCGAGCUAUUCGCUAAGAAGGAAGCCUUCAUGAACGAAGAGGUUCAGAAGGCAAGAAGCAGACCCUAA
This is a messenger RNA of Eimeria tenella, 1574 nucleotides long. Its product is annotated as lon protease, putative. Gene Ontology annotation, cellular component: mitochondrial matrix. Gene Ontology annotation, biological process: protein catabolic process; chaperone-mediated protein complex assembly; mitochondrion organization. The annotation marks the transcript as partial. Lineage: Eukaryota; Apicomplexa; Conoidasida; Eucoccidiorida; Eimeriidae. The record is from RefSeq and is a predicted model, not a curated record. The transcript is spliced from 8 exons. Gene Ontology annotation, molecular function: serine-type endopeptidase activity; ATP binding; single-stranded DNA binding.